Messenger RNA from Sinocyclocheilus anshuiensis, 2194 nucleotides. Its product is annotated as piggyBac transposable element-derived protein 4-like. The coding region runs from base 234 to 2186 and encodes 650 amino acids. The transcript is spliced from 2 exons. The record is from RefSeq and is a predicted model, not a curated record. NCBI's taxonomy places the organism in Eukaryota, Metazoa, Chordata, Actinopteri, Cypriniformes, Cyprinidae.
CAGCCUAUAAUGGUAAAAGACCACCCACUCCUUUUUUUAACUCUUUCCCCACCAUCUCGUCAAUUAAGAGACAACACUUCCCCGCGAAAGACGAGUUUUUACGGCAAUCCGUGUUCUAGGUGUAUUAUGGUAAGGAAAGCCCUAGCGCAUGUCCUGAAUGAGUUACGGGACUUCGGGUGCGAAAUUCAAAGGCAUAACGGAAACGGAAAAUGUAGAUCAUAUCACAUAUAAAAAUGAAGAGGUAUACAGCUGAACAGGCCCUGGAGGUGUUGAUGAACUCGGACUCCAAUCACUCGUGUUUUGAUCAUUUUGAAUCUGAUUGGGACGAAGUAGUCAGUGAGGGAGAUGCCUUUACAGACACAGAAACGUCUAGUGUCGUGGAUAGACCGAUAACCCGUCGAUCUGGACGAAGACGACGUGCACCGGCCUGUUUACGUGUGGACACUGAUAGUUCAGACGGCGAUACUUCGGACACUUCGUGGAGAGAUUCAAGGCCGUCUCAUUCUCCGUUCCGAUGUGCCAGAGUCAAUAGAGGUAGAACACCGCAACGAGGCAGAGGUCAGACGCGUGAAGCACAUCGACAUGGUCCUGCUGGUGACCAGACAUGGGCCGCUGUGAACCAUCCAGCUGAAGAUCCUGAACCUGUUCAUGAGUGGCAUGAAAUGAACUGGCAGCCAAAAAACCUUCCCUUCACUGAGAAUCCUGGGCCUGUCGGUGAUGCUGCUGCUCUUGAUUCAAUAGAACCUAAAGACUUUAUUGAGCUGUUCAUUUCUGAUGAACUGAUUCAGAACAUUGUUGAUCAGACCAACCUGUAUGCAGAUCAGUGUAUUCAGGCUAUGGACGGUACUUCACAACAUGCUAGAAUUCAUGCAUGGAAGCCUGUCACAGUUUCAGAAAUGAAAGUCUUCCUGGGGCUGUUUUUUCUCACUGGUAUCAUUCAUAAGCCUGAACUUGAUAUGUACUGGUCUACAGAUGAAAUGUUAGCUACCCCCUACUUCAGCAAGGUCAUGUCUCGCAACAGGUUUGAAAUCAUAUGGAGAUUUCUUCACUUCAAUGAUAAUACAGCAAGGCCAGCCAGUGACACUGACAGGCUGUACAAAGUCCGCCCUGUCUUAGAUCACCUCGUGUCCAAAUUCCGUGAAAUGUAUCAGCCUAACACAAACAUUUGCAUUGAUGAGGGUAUGCUUCUGUGGCGUGGGCGCCUAGCUUUCAGGGUGUACAAUCCUCAAAAACCCAUCAAAUCCUACAUCUUGUGCGAUUCUGAAACAGGUUACUGUUUUAACAUGAAGCCCUAUUGUGGAGAAAGUGCUGCCCUGAAAGACACGGUUGUCUCUCUUCUUGAUCGUCUAGCAGGUCAUGGUUACAGAUUAUUUAUGGAUCAUUUUUACAACUCUGUACAACUGUGUAAGCACCUACUUGAUUUGAAAACCCAUGUCUGUGGUACAAUUAGGAAAAACAGAGGUGAACCACCAGUCAUUCGAGAUCUCAGAAAUGCUGACCUUAGGAUUGGGGAAACAGUCAUGUGUCACACUGAAAAUGUGAUGGUCUUGGCAUGGCGAGACAAACAAACAGUGAAAAUGGUCACAACAUGCCAUGAGAACAACAUGGAAGAAGUUGAGGUAUGGCAGAGAGGCCACCAAGAAAAAAUUGCAACGCAAAAACCAGCAUGCAUUGUGGAAUACAAUAAUGCAAUGAAUGGAGUUGACAAAUUGGAUCAAAACAUUAAGUACUACCCUUUUGUCAGGAAGUCACACAAGUGGACAAAGAAAUUUGUCACAUAUCUGUUGCAGAUCAGUCUGUUCAAUGCUUUUGUCAUUUACAAAGCAAAAAACCCACAAGGUAAUUGUAAAACUCUCCUCUCUUUCAUCCAAAGUGUUAUAAAUUCAUGGACCAGCAGAGAACAGGCUGGUGGUGGGGAAGAAAGAGAUGACCCUCCAACUGAAAACACUCCUAGAGCACCAUAUAACACUGACCCUAGAAAUAGGGUAAAUGACCUUUUUGCAGUUCAUGCACUUGUUCCGAUUGCGUCCACUUCCAAAAAGCAACACCCGACGAGAAGAUGCAGGGUUUGUGCACGUAAUGGUUUGCGAAGUGAGACCUCGUUCUACUGCAAAAGUUGUGGCGUCCCCUUACAUUCUGGCAAUUGUUACACCGUUUACCACUCAAAGAUAAAAUACAGUGCCUAAAUUUUAUU